AUGGAUUAUACUCGUAAGAAAAUCCUACUGAUACAGGUAUGGUCGAUGCUCUUCACAAGUGUCUCCGCUGCCAAAUAUGGAGAUAUGGUUAACCUCAAGUCCGACCUUUUGGCAGGUUAUUCUAGGAAAGUUCGUCCUCUUGAAAACCAGGAAAAAAAGUUAUUAGUUAAUGUACGAUACACAUUGAAAUCACUUAACAAUUUUGACGUAGUCAAUGGGAGAAUGACAACGAUGGGGUUACUUGACCUGACAUGGAAGGAUGAGAAAAUGAAAUGGAAACCGGUGCGCCACGCAAAUAUAGAGAAAGUGACAUUUCCAGAGUCGGACGUGUGGGCCCCGGUGGUAUUUGUGGCUAAUGGUGCAGACGAUAUUAACACGAGAACUUCAAGGUUUGGGGAUACCUCGAUUGCGUUCACUGCUGACGGGAUGGCUAAGUACUUUAUCAAGGUUGUCAUGACGACAACUUGUGACCCGGAUAUCACGUACUACCCAUAUGAUGUCCACGUCUGUUUGAUAACAUUGACAACAGAAGAACCGAUCCGCGAGGUGGAAUUCGUAAUCAAUCCCAAAGAGGUGUACCCUGCAGCGCAGCUGAAUUUACUAUGGAACAUUAUCGAUUUUAAAUACAGGAACUUUACAGAAAUAGGCGUAUCAUAUAUCGAAAUAUCUGUAACCAUUGAACGGCGCCCUAGCUACCUCAUUUUAAAUAUUCUUACCCCCAUCUGUUUAUUGAGUUUUUCAAACCUUCUAGCUUUUGUUCUGCCGACUGACUCAGGAGAAAGAGUAUCGUUUGCUAUCACGAUGUUACUGACCCUGUCCGUGUACAUGACUAUAAUGUCGGACAGUAUCCCAAACACCAGUGACCCGGUGUCCAUUCUCACGAUUUCAUUGCUGAUCAAACUUGUGUACAGUGGUAUGAUAGUGCUGGCAGUGGUUUUAAGUGUGAAAUUGAACCAUACUGAUGAACGCAAAGCUAUUCCAAAGUGGUUGUUGCGUAUCGCAAGAUUCAGGAAUAGAGUUGGUAACAAAGAAGACCGAAGCCACUGUGAAGAUCGUCCGGCCGAAGAUGUGAUAGAAAAGGAAGAUUUGGACAAAUCAAUCCUAACAAAGACAACCGACACAUCUUCUAUCACGUGGCGCUCUAUCGGGCGAAGUUUGGACACUAUAUUCUUUAUAGUAUUUACAGGUAUUACCCUUGUAGAAACCAUAUAUAAUUUGGUUCGUAUUUUGUACCGCAUAGGUUAG
Pecten maximus is the source of this 1245-nucleotide messenger RNA. RefSeq names its product acetylcholine receptor subunit alpha-1-B-like. The record is from RefSeq and is a predicted model, not a curated record. Bases 1 to 1245 code for a protein of 414 amino acids. Gene Ontology annotation, molecular function: transmembrane signaling receptor activity; neurotransmitter receptor activity; extracellular ligand-gated monoatomic ion channel activity. The transcript has a single exon. Gene Ontology annotation, cellular component: neuron projection; membrane; synapse. Gene Ontology annotation, biological process: signal transduction; regulation of membrane potential; chemical synaptic transmission. Lineage: Eukaryota; Metazoa; Mollusca; Bivalvia; Pectinida; Pectinidae.